AUGCCCGUCCUGGAGAUGCUCGGUCGCUCGUGCGCUGGCAAGCCGCCGGCACCCGUGCUCGGCGGCGCUGACGCCGUGUGGCACCGUGUGGCACGUUCGUACGUGCUUGCGUGUGUGCGAGCAGACACGGCGCAGGACUGCCGCUUGCGCUGUGACGCUGUGGACCUCUACCACGCGCUGUUCGGCUUGAGCCGCCCGGCGUGCCUGCCGCUGCCCGAGCUGGGCCUGGUGGUGAACCUCAAGGAACGGAAGGCGGUGCUCAACCCGACCAUCAAGCCAGAGGCGACGGCGCUUCCCCCGCCCGCCGAGACGCUGUCCAGUGCCGCGACGCCGGGAAGGGCGACCGUGGCCACCACCGGCACGGCAGAGGAAGGUCCGGCAAGCAAGGAGGUGGCGGUCGUCAACCCAGCGCCACAGGGAGUGAAGAGGAAAGCCGAGUCACCCCUCAGCCUGGGGCCUGACGCAGGGUCGGGGCACUCCGGAGCUGAUCGAGACGAUGAUGGCAAAAUGAAGCUCAAAAUCAAGUUCUCAAACUCUCAGGAUGAUGAGGAGGUGGACAUGGAGACUGUGCAUGACAGCCAAGCCUUCAUAAACCAGCAGCUCGGCAUAAUGGACUACCCGGCUACACCAGGCAAAGAUGCGACGAAAGCAUCUUCUACUCCUGCAGCAGAUACUCCAGCGCUCCCGAUAUCAUCUCAACCGGCGGCUACCCCCUUCCCUGCUGCCGCAUCCCAUUGGCUGGCCGCCUCGGAAGUGCUGCCCCCGUCACCGCAACACGUCCAGCAGCAGCUGCAGCAGCAGCAUCAGCAGUCGGGCCACCACCAUCAUCACCACCACCACCACGAGCAUAAGAAGAAGAAAAAGAAACACAAGCACAAGCAUAAACACAAGCACAAGCACGACAGCAAGGACCGUGAUCGCGACGCCUCCUCAUCGUCGUACUUCCACCUCAACAGCCCGGCGAGCGGACGGUCCCUCAAUUCGCCCUCCGUCUCCGACUGAGGUCGCCGGCGCCGGGCGCGAACGUGGCACCGCCACCGUCCUCCUCCGGCCCGGCCACACCGCCGACUCGUGCCGGGACCUGCACGCCUGGCGGACCCGAGCCUCGAUUGUUUUGUGUCGGCGGGUAGCGACCCUUAAAUCAGGUGCCGGAACGCCGCGCAGGUUUUGCAGAAGGUUCUGGGCCCUGCUGGGACGUCAUUAAACGAAUGGUGAAUGAGUGUCUGUGUGGAUAUCACGGCCAUCUCUGUGCUGUAGUGUGAGUCCAGGCUCAAUAAUAUGCCAGGUAUCGCUGACGUCACAAAUCCUAUGUUUAUCUGCCAAUCUGUAUGAAAAAAAAGUAAUUUUCCACCCUCCCAAUAUCCUGCCUAACAUACUGUUCUGUAUAUCUCAUUUUUUAUUGCCUACAUAAGAGUCUGCAUGGUUGAUUGUUAGGGUCCCCAGGACCCUCCUGCAAGCCAUUCGUAGCUCUAUAAUUGAGCCAUUCUUUCUGGGGUUUGCAUAGUGCGGCGCAGCGUUUAUAGGGGGCCCAUGCUAUUUUAGAAGGCAAUUAAAGUCACACGCGAGGCUAAAAAUAACCGCGGCUAUCGCUCGCAUGAGCCAACGCUGCCAGCGCGGCGCACGGCUGUCAAUCUGCGCAGCUACCGAAAGCCUGGCCAGCUCCGCCCCGGCCACGACAGACAAACACGAAAGCCAGGGGUCGAUGCAUUCCUCAUUGUAAACGACCGCUGCCCAACGUGGCAGACCGGGCAAGGCAGCACGGUCCUUUAUUUCCCCACCCCUCCCCUGCCACCACCCCUUUCACUGCCCCCCCCCCUCUCAACAAAAGCUAAUAGGUGUGCAUAACGCGCUCCGUGAAUGACUGGUGUUUAUCGAUCGCAGCUGCAGAGAAAGAGAAGUCAUUUGGGCGCCGGGCUGGGUCAGGUCCUCGUGACGUUCGUCGCUGCUGGAGCGGAGAUUGUUUCGCCGACGUUUUUGAUCUUCAUUGGUCGUGCCACCAGAGUUGGAACUUAAUUAAGACGCCCGGGCGAAGACUUUGGUGCGUGCUGAGAGUUGUGCAUCGCCAGAGGUGGGUAGAGUGGUUGGUAAUGGUGUCCGCUGCCACUGUGGGUGGAAGGAAAGGGCUGUAACUUGGCUGACCCUUUUUCUUUUACAGGAAAUGUGGGUCAUGUCGGCCGUGACAGUUAAGCUUCCUACAUAUGUCAGAUGUGGGCAGAAGGCCUUCAGAAUAAAGAUAUGAAAGACAUGCCCGCCCUUACGUUAGACCUAUUCACUAAUAUAAGAUGACAGUAGAGUGAUGCCGUGGCUCACUGAAAUUUUAAUUAAAAUAAUUGGCGAGGGUUUUAGCAUUAAAACUAUUUCUAAAAUAUUCUUAGCUCUUUCGGUAAAGUGACUUUACCGAAAGAGCUAAGAAUAUGAAUUACUGCAGUCACGAAAGCUUUGAAUCAAUAUUUCUAAAAUCUUUUACUGAACAUUUGAAAUCAUUUCUUGGAGCCUUAAUGUUUUUUUCUCCGUAUAUUUUUUUUCUUUUCUUUAACCACGAAGAAGAGCAUUUGCCCAAAACAUCGAUAAUGUUAUUCUUUAAAUGAAUGCUCUCCAUGGGCUAUCCAACAGACCAUAUUUGUCAUAGCUUGUUACCCAGCCUAGACAAGCCUAGUUCGGCUUUCCUCGUGAGGUUUUGGGGUUGGAGGUGGGAGCAAGGCAAUUAGAGAGGGCUUUGCUUGAUGCACCCACUAAAGAGAGAAAUUCCCACUGUCCACCUGUGACUUAGCGACCUCCUCCUUGCCCAUUAACUUUUAAAUUGAACACUGAAAACAUUCCCACAACUUAGUGCACGCGCACGUGUGUUAGUGUGCGUGCGUGUUACUGCCCGUGGUCAUUCUAAAAACUGAAACGCGGUUUGAGUGUCCUUGCGUCACGUAAAAAAAAUAAAAACGGCGUCAUCGAAUUUAAUUUUGAACCAGCGCGCAAGAAAUGUGAAAAGUGUGCACAGAUUUUGUACAAACAAAAAAGUUUUGUAGCUCAGAUUUGGUAACGUGUCCGAUAGUAGACUUUGAAAGAGCUCUGCAUAACGCAGUGAAGACGCAAGCACUCUUGGCAUGGUAUUAAUCAGCCACUGGCUAUUGCUUUUGUAUGUUCAUACGUGUGAUUAUUCUGCCUUGACAAUUUUAACCAAAAAAAUUGCAGUACAAGUUAUGGGUCAAAUAUAGAUUUUUUUGAUCUACAAAGGCAAGACGCUGCAGUUGAUGUAACGGAAUAUCUAUAGGAGGCUCGGAUUAUAUCGACUUCCGUGGCCAAAAUAUUUCAAAUGCUGUGGGCCGACCCCAUAUACAUGAUGGCUUACAACAGACGUGCACCAGCUUACAAAUACAAAGCCUCUUGGGUCAUUAUUUAUGCGUCCUUGUGUUUUUUUUCUUCACACUCCCAGGAAUGUUAACCUCUGUGUAAUUGUAUAGACGCGUUUUGAAAACGGUGUGCCCCGUGACAAUUUUGACUUAUUUUGAAAUGCACACCGUUCGCCCGCUUUUCCUUUAGACAUCAAUAGUUUUGUUUGAGCUGUUAAGUUAUCUUUUUCUGCAACUACACCGAACCCGCCAGUGAAAAUGUGCUCCCGGAAAGUGUAGACAGUCGUACGUGGGAAGCCUCAAGUGAAGACAUUGGAUUUAAAAAAAAAAACGUUCCUGACAGCCCCUUGUCACGCUGCACUUCCCCCCCUCCGUUCCCACGGGUGCAGGUGAGGGUUAUGAAAUGCACGGAAUGCCGUGGCGGUGUGUGUUCACGGUGUCGUUUCCUUCCCAUCUGUCAAGAUAUGUUCGCCCCUAAAGCUGUCAUGGGCGAGUCCUGGGGAGGUGGGGCUGAUGGGGGUGGUCAUUUUUCUUGCAAAGGACGCGAAGAUCGCCUUUUAAAAUGCACACCCUGUGAUUUUCACGACUGCACCGGAACCGACAGCGAGGUUGAUUACGCGGAGGCCGUUACCCUCCAGGGUUGCGUUGCUUCGCCACCUUCAUUCACGUGAUAUGAGGAAGCCACUUCCAAGGGUGGUUUAUUCGAUCAAGGGCCACACUUAUUAUCCAUCGAACUCCCCCCCCCCCCUCCCCACCAGUAUGUCACCGUUAGGUUUUAGAUUUAAUGCGCAUGUCCCCUCUUCGGGAGGGGCUCUACCUCUUCGUUACGCGUCGCAGCGGACAAACGCAUCUAGUGGCAAUGAGCGAAGGAGCUGGCUGGCGAUGUCUCUCUGGCACGCUCCACGAGAGGCUGUGGCAUUAUUAAAGAACCCCCCCCCCCCCCCGGAGGGCCGACAAACUUGCAAGGUGAACAGCGCUGCAAGAAUUUAACGCGCCAGCGACGCGCCCCGACCACUCCGCUGCUCGCGACCGCCGAUCCUCCCGGCCCCCCGCCCCCCGACAGCUGACCUGGCAGGGCAUGGCUGACCUAAGCAUUGCGAAUUGCGCGCCGACGUUUCGGUUGGUGCCGUAGGGUAACCGCACAGGCCGCGGUCCUCGUUCUUCUCGUCGCUUUUGAAUGCAGUUGCUUUCCGUUCGCGUUUUGCGGACGCACCCAUUGUUAAAGUUCGUUUGGUGCAGUUUUUUUGUGUUUUUUUUACGCGCGCCACAUUGUACGCGUUGCGUGUAUAUAUAUGGUAUGUGCACAUUUCGCAACUUUCCUCUCAAUUCCACCCUCCAGAUAUACAAUGCACGUGUUGUGCCCUAAAUGGUGCAGCUCCGUUUUUGAGUUUUGCAUGUUUCCCCCCCCCCCAACCCCCCGCGUGUUUAAAGGAUGUGCAAAGUUACUAAGAUGUAAUGGUAAAAUAUAUAAAUAUCGUUUAUUUAGCUCGAGCUACACGGCGUCGCAGCACGUGUGCAGGAAUCGAUGGCGUUCCAUCGAUAUGCGGAGCGAUGAAAUGGGCUCAUGCACAGGUACUGGACGGGUUGCUAGGUCGCAGAAUGGUGAGAGAUGGCGACAGCUUGCAGGGGCCUUCAUCAGUGAAGUUGAUCGUGACUGAUGUGUUGUAUGUAAUAGGUUCACGUUACCCCUUACAGCCACGAGAAACGCUACACUCGUUUAGUUAGAACUGAUUUUUCUUUUGCUGUUUGUCGUUUUCCUUACCCCCGCACCUCCAAUGAGCGUGGUUAGCUACGCACGGUGCGAAAUAAGUUCAACAUACACACAGUGCACCCACAACGUUCAAGAAUCGUGGCGAUUCGCCGAGGAAGACAAUUGUCCUCUAAACCUCCGCCUAAAUAAAUAUGUAUAUAGACGGACA
Petromyzon marinus (sea lamprey) is the source of this 5263-nucleotide messenger RNA. The record is from RefSeq and is a predicted model, not a curated record. NCBI's taxonomy places the organism in Eukaryota, Metazoa, Chordata, Hyperoartia, Petromyzontiformes, Petromyzontidae.